UUCUCCGAGAUUAGGGGCGUCACUUCGUGCGUUACCUUCUUCUGCGAAGACAGUGGGACAGAGACACUGAUCAACUCCUUAACAGGUUUGUCCCGAUCAAGGUAUUUCAGGAAGUAAGCCAGAUGACAUAAGGAAAGAUAUCAGGGUGGAGAUGUCUGAGAGGAGGAUCCUGGCACUGCUGCUGCCACUGCUGGGGGCUCUGUCCACGCUCCUACCCGUGCUCUCCACGGCGACGGGUGGUCCCCUCAACAGUACCCUGCUCUUCGACAGCGCCGCACACGGCAACAGCCUGCGCAACUGCAGCUGCGCCUCCGAGAUCCAGGACUGCAACGACGCCCUGGCCAACCUCCUGUGCAGCUGCCGCACGGUGCCGCGCUCGGCGCUGCCCCCCGCUGGCCUGCGCGUGCAGGGCGGGCUGACCGUGUGGGUGCGGGACCCCUGGGUGCUGCGCGAGCUGCUGAACGGGAGCGCGGUGCAGGACCUGCGCAUCUCCGCCUGCGGCUCUGCCGCGCUCCCCCCCGAGCUGCUGGCUCUGUUCGGGCUCAGAAGGCUGCGGCUGCACACCGCUGCCCCGGGGGUGGCCCACCCCGAGCAGACCCUCAGCAUCGCCUCUGCCUCGGAGAGAGGCAGGGGCGGGUCAAUAUCUUCCUUGACCUUUCCCCCCUCCUCUUCCUCCUCCUCCUCAACCACCCCCUUCCUUGUGUCAUUCCUGGAUGUGGCCCUGCUGAACGGCUUCUCCCCCCUGAAAGCUUACAGCGUGAGCAGCCCCCCCACCCCAACCCUCACGCAGCACUUCCCCCACCUGCCUCUGCCCCACAUACCCCAAGACCCUCAGCCCUCAUAUCCGCACCAGGACUGCCUCCUCACUUUCAUCUACUAG
This is a messenger RNA of Megalops cyprinoides (Indo-Pacific tarpon), 880 nucleotides long. RefSeq lists its product as uncharacterized. Bases 152 to 880 code for a protein of 242 amino acids. The record is from RefSeq and is a predicted model, not a curated record. The transcript has 2 exons. NCBI's taxonomy places the organism in Eukaryota, Metazoa, Chordata, Actinopteri, Elopiformes, Megalopidae.